Eremomyces bilateralis CBS 781.70 is the source of this 699-nucleotide messenger RNA. RefSeq lists its product as uncharacterized. The annotation marks the transcript as partial. Lineage: Eukaryota; Fungi; Ascomycota; Dothideomycetes; Eremomycetales; Eremomycetaceae. The transcript has a single exon. Gene Ontology annotation, molecular function: DNA binding. The record is from RefSeq and is a predicted model, not a curated record.
AUGGGAAUUGCUAGCACAUACGGCCCUGAUCCUCCCCCGGUUCAAACUACCCACUCUCAUGUAAAGGCCCCGGCAUUAUCUCCAACAUGGAAAGGCUUUGUCCACACCACGAUGGACGCCAUGAUGAUCUUCGAGGCGUGCCUCAGUGGAUAUCUCCACCAUAUCCCGCGGAGACCUCAUGACAAGGAGCGUCCUGAGCUGAUCACGAGCGGAUCAUGCUUUGUUUACGAGGAAAAUGCCUCUGGAAUCAAGAGAUGGACCGAUGGGAUGAGCUGGAGCCCCAGCCGGAUCAUGGGCAAUUUCCUAGUGUAUCGAGAACUCAACCAACCAUUUCCUCCUGGCGAAAAGAAACGUGCAAAGCGAAAGCGAUCAAUGGCGGACGUUGGAAACGAAGCAAAUUACCGGAAGAGCUCAAAUUCACCAGACGUCGAGACUCCUGCAAAGGGUAACUGCGCCGAAGAUCGACGACUUGUUGGAUCGUUGAUAGACUCGUACGGGUUCAAGAAAGGCGGCUUGAUCAAGAAGACACUGAGCAUCAGCUCAAAUCAGUGCAACCACCACAUCAUAUGCUACUACACACUCGAGGACAUCAAAGCUGGAAAAUGUCUUCGUCCAGUUCAGCACCCUGACUUGGCACAUCUUCGACCACGGCCGUCCCUAGUUGAGGGAACGGCCAAGUUCAGGUGUCCUCUGAGUGAA